Messenger RNA from Boeremia exigua, 1846 nucleotides. RefSeq lists its product as uncharacterized. Gene Ontology annotation, biological process: carbohydrate metabolic process. The record is from RefSeq and is a predicted model, not a curated record. NCBI's taxonomy places the organism in Eukaryota, Fungi, Ascomycota, Dothideomycetes, Pleosporales, Didymellaceae. The transcript has a single exon. The coding region runs from base 189 to 1745 and encodes 518 amino acids.
CCAGUGUUCAUGUUACAUCCGAUAGAUCUCCCGUUCGUGGAUCAACAGCGGGGUAGAGCGACGUACCAUAUUGGAUCGACGUUGGACACGCGACCAUUGGAUACCUCUGCGAUAUGGUAGGAUAUAUGUGACCGAAUGUAAGUUUCGUCUGGUCUUACACAUCAAGCUUCCUAAGUUCACCUUGCUUCAUGUUGUCCCUUGCAAUGCUGUAUCUCAAUCUGCUCAGGGCCGUUUGCUUUUUGCCGACCUUGAUAACAGCACAGUGUCCAGAAUACAUCGAUUACGCGAAAGAGAGCCACGAACCUUUAAGCUCCGGGCGGUACCAGCUUGCCUAUCAACGUCCUGUAGAAGAAUGCAGAACAUUUAAGAGCCAGGGACUGGAAGAUACUAUUACUCGUUUCGAGGGCGUCAUUAGAGAUCCGGAUCUGUAUCGAUUGUUCCAGAACGCCUACCCAAACACUCUUGAUACUGCGAUUCGAUGGAAAGGUUUUGCAGCAAACAAUGCCGAAGAAGAACUUACAUUUAUCAUUACGGGCGAUCUCAACGCAAUGUGGCUUCGUGAUUCGUCGAAUCAGCUGCAAAGCUAUCUACCACUCUUGAACGCUAGCAGCGACCCGAACUCAAUUGCGAGUCUAUAUCGCGGUGUCAUUAAUCUACAGGCUCGCUACCUCCUCACAUCUCCAUACUGCAAUGCUUUUCAGCCACCUGUGGAGAGUGGGAUUGGACCAACGUUGAAUGAUGCUGCAAGCGAGGACACGGUCUUCCCAACCUACGCCAACCAGUCAGUCUUCGAAUGCAAGUACGAACUUGACUCAUUGGGCGCAUUCCUGCAAAUAUCUACGGACUACUACAGAGCCACCGGCGACUAUGAGUUUUUUGGCAAAUUCCAAUGGAUCCCAGCUGUCGAAGCGAUCCUGAAAGUGGCACAUGAUAUGUCGAUGCCUACCUACGGACCAGAGGGAGAAGUCUUGGAGAGCGCAUAUACAUUUCAGCGCCUCACACCACGUGCAACGGAAACAUUCGCAAAUGAUGGUAUUGGUAAUCCUGUCGCCAACGGCACCGGUCUCAUCAGAAGCGGCUUUCGGCCGAGCGACGACUCGACACUAUUCCAGCUGUUCAUUCCUGCAAACAUGAUGUUCAGUGCUUACUUGUCCUCUGCUUCUGAGAUUAUGAGCAAGUUGAACGUUGGGAGCUCGGCAUCUGUAGCUGAGCAAAUGUCCAGCCUAUCGAAUUCAGUUCACGACGCCGUUGAGACUUACGGUACCGUGAAUCACCCUACCCACGGCAAGAUAUAUGCCUUCGAGGUCGACGGCUUUGGUUCUACUGCCAUCAUGGAUGAUGCCAAUAUUCCUUCGUUACUAUCUGCUCCCUUCUUUGGCUACCGCAUCGACGAGCAGACGUAUACAAAUACACGCAGCGCUAUCUUGAGCGCCACGAACCCGUACUAUAUGCGCGGACCUGUCAUUAACGCCAUUGGUGGGCCGCAUCAGGGCCCGGGCAUGGCAUGGCCAAUGGCAUCUAUUGUCCGUAUCCUGACGAGUGAGGACGACGAUGAGAUCACGACGGAGUUGAGGCAGAUCGUCAGUAGCACCGAUGGACUGGGCUUGAUACAUGAGAGCAUUAACACCUUCAAUCAAAGUGAUUGGACGAGGCAGUGGUUCUCAUGGGCCAACGGUUUAUUCGGUCAGAUGAUCCUUGAUUUGGAGGACCGAAAGCCAGGGAUCUUGGGAACCAGCUUUCAAUGAGCAAACCUAGACUUGCUUACUGCGUCAACUGCGAGCAUGUAUGGGCUGAUGCACUCUCGCAACCACUACAAUGUCAUUGUGUAACAUCCACUUGCAUGUAU